ACUUUAUCGACAUGUUAAAAGGUUUAGUACCUGGUAAAUUGGUAUCAUUACUCAACAAUAUCUUUGCUGACGUUGGCAUCACCAAGGCUUUACUCUCCUCACUAUAUUAUGACCUUUUUCACACUAUCUGGACUAUUUGGACUCAAAGGUGUGAUUCAUUUGAAAAAUGGAAAUUGUAUCGAAGUAUCAACAAUGACUAUAAAUCUGAUCCCAAUCUUUGGGUUACCUCUGGUUUCCCAUCAUCAUCACAUAUCAUACCCCCUGUUUCUCCAUUCUUUUUCACCCAUUCGGUUAAUUUUGAUUCUCAUUGGUCAAAUUUUGGUCAGGAAGUAAUCACCUCCUGCUAG
Molecule: messenger RNA, 347 nt
Organism: Funneliformis geosporum
Lineage: Eukaryota; Fungi; Glomeromycota; Glomeromycetes; Glomerales; Glomeraceae
Source: the annotation of a GenBank genome assembly